Molecule: messenger RNA, 2195 nt
Organism: Cavia porcellus (domestic guinea pig)
Lineage: Eukaryota; Metazoa; Chordata; Mammalia; Rodentia; Caviidae
Gene: Aire
Product: autoimmune regulator
Exons: 14
Coding region: 62-1696 (544 amino acids)
Biological process (GO): humoral immune response; regulation of transcription by RNA polymerase II
Cellular component (GO): cytoplasm; nucleus
Molecular function (GO): DNA binding; DNA-binding transcription factor activity, RNA polymerase II-specific; translation regulator activity
Source: RefSeq, a predicted model, not a curated record
ACGCCACGCCGCGGCCGGCAGGGGGCGCAGCUGUGCCGCGCGGGGACCGGGUGACACCGCCAUGGCCGGCGAGGCGCGGGCUGGCGGGGACGCAGUGCUGCGCAGGCUGCUGAGGCUGCACCGCACGGAGAUCGCGGUGGCCGUGGACAGUGCCUUCCCGCUGCUGCACUCGCUGGCCGACCACGACGUCGUCCCCGAGGACAAGUUCCAGGAGACAUUGCUACUGAAGGAGAAGGAGGGCUGUCCCCAGGCCUUCCACGCCCUCCUGUCCUGGCUGCUGACCCAGGACACCGCAGCCAUCACCGACUUCUGGAGGGUUCUCUUCAAAGACUACCACCUGGCGCGCUACGGGGGGCUGCGGCCCGUCCUGGAUGGCUUCCCGAAAGGCUCUGAGCCAGGGACCCCGUGCCCUGCAGAUGUGGACCUCAGCCAGCCCCGGAAGGGAAGGAAGCCCCCCAGCGGUCCCAAGACUCCUGUACUGCCACCCAGAAACCCCACCAAGAGGAAGGCUGUGGAGGAGCCCCGAGCUACCCCACCAGCAGCCCUGACCUCGAAGGGCACCCCGAGUCCAGGAUCCCAGUUGAAGGUCAAGCCCCCCAAGAAGCCAGAGGGUAAUUCGGAGUUGCAGCGCCUUCCCCUGGGGAACGGAGUUCAGACCAUGUCAGCUUCAGUGCAGAGGGCGGUGGCCGUGUCCUCGGGGGACGUUGCUGGAGCCCGCGGGGCCGUGGAGGGCAUCCUCAUCCAGCAGGUGUUUGAGUCAGGGGGCUCCAAGAAGUGCAUCCAGGUUGGGGGGGAGUUUUACACCCCAAGCAAGUUCGAAGACCCUGGUGGCGGCAAGAACAAGACCCGCAGCAGUGGCGGGGGCCCCAAGCCUCUGGUCCGGGCCAAGGGAGCCCAGGGCUCUGUCCCUGCUGCAGGAGAGCCACGGCUCGGCCAGCAGGCCAGGGUCUCCGUCGGUGCAGCCCUUGCCAGUGAGACCCAACUCCACCAGAAGAACGAGGACGAGUGUGCUGUGUGCCGGGACGGUGGGGAGCUCAUCUGCUGUGAUGGCUGUCCCCGGGCCUUCCACCUGGCUUGCCUGUCCCCGCCCCUGCACAAGAUCCCCAGUGGCACCUGGAGGUGCUCAUGCUGCCUGCAGGGGAGAGGCCAGCAGGCCCCAGGCCAGACCCAGGAGCCCCAGCCCCCAGAGCCACCUACAGAGGCCCCGGUCCUCCAGGGGCCCCGGGCCUCGGGUGAGGAUGUGCGGGCCCUGCCCAGGGAGCCCCACUCGGACCCUGCAGUCUCCUACACGCACCUGUUGACCCCGCCUCCUGCAGGGCCCCUGCCCAUUCUGGAGCCCUCAGCCCUGCACCCCCUGCUGAGUGCCAUCCCUGAGGGGCAGCAGGGCCUGACGCCCAGCGCAAGGUGUGGGGUGUGCGGAAACGGCGCGGAUGCGCUGCGGUGCGCACACUGCGCAGCCGCCUUCCACUGGCACUGCCACUUCCCGGGGAUCGCAGUACGGCCCGGCACCAGCCUGCGCUGCAAAUCCUGCUCCGGAGACCGCGACCCUGGAGAGGCAAUGCGGGCUUCCAGUCCCCCUCGCGCCCCGGAGCCACCCAAGGUGGACAAUGGUCAUGCUGGCCAAGAGGCUGUCCUGCACCGGGAGGACCUGGAAUCCCUCUUAAGCGAGAUUUGGAAAAAUGCGAGACCCCAGUGACCACCAAUCCUGCAAGAGGGGAGAGUCAGGCCCAGGAGCCGAAGGAAAGAGCCACCAGGAAGAAGCCACCUGAGAGGUAGAUGGGCCAUGGGGCCACACCCAGUGGGUGCUGUGAGGAGUGCUGCAUGAGUGACGUCCAUGGGUCCCAGGCCUGCAUUCCCUUUGAGUUAGUGCCAAGUGAGGUGGUGUUCCUGGUCCUGUGGAUGCAGGCGGGGUGGGCAUCAUCCCUGGGUGGCCCCUGCCUGGUCUGACUGAGCCUGGCUCCCCGCAGCACUCCUUCGACGGCAUCCUGCAGUGGGCCAUCCAGAGCAUGGCCCGCCCGCUGGCCGAGGCGCCUUCCUUCUCCUGACUGCACAGGGGACCCUGCCGGAGCCUGCACCCACAGGCCUGGAGGGACCCGCCUACUCGCUCUGGCACCUGGCCAUUCCUUGCAGAAGCCAAUGGGGUGGGGACCGGAGGUCAUGUGUGCCCUGAAAUUAAAGUCACUUCUGGUGUUCCA